AUGACGGGGAGUGCGAUACCAGAGACGCAUCUUAAAAAUCUACACAAAUACAAGUACUCAGGCGUGGACAACUCUUUGCUUAGUCGAUACCUUCUCAACCCGUACUGGAAUAAGCUUGUCACUUUCUUUCCUCAAUAUAUCGCUCCAAACGCUAUUACAUUCAGCGGUCUGCUUAUCAUUAUCUUUAACUUGGCAACCUUGCUUUACUACGAUGGCAAUUUUGAAUGCUCUGCGAGCAACACUUGUCCACCAAAUUGGAUUUACUUCACCUGGGCUAUUGGAUUGUUUGCUUACCAAUCUUUAGACGCAAUAGAUGGAAAACAAGCUCGUCGAACAGGUAUGGCAGGUCCACUCGGAGAGUUGUUCGACCAUGGCUGCGAUGCACUCAACACUACUUUAGAAGUAAUCUUGAGUGCUGCUGCUCUGAACAUCGGCAGAGGCUGGUGGUUAAUACUCUCUCAAAUUGCUACACUUGCCAACUUCUACCUCAGCACUUGGGAGGAAUAUCAUACAGGCACACUCUUCCUCAGUGUCUUCUCAGGACCAGUUGAGGGAAUUGUCAUUAUCGUCGGUUUGUAUGCCCUUACUGGAGUAUACGGCCCGCAUAUUUGGUCCAUAUCACUCAAGAGCUAUUUAGGGGUGAAUAUUCAAAUCAAUGAGUUGUUUAUGGGUUUUGCUGGUGUUGGUUUAUUAGCAAAUAUAUACACAGCAUACUCAAACGUUGAUAAAAAGAGAAAAUCGCGUCAAGACUAUCCGCAAUCGCUUUCACCGUUGUGGGGAUUAUUGCCGUUCGUGUAUCAGACAUUUGUCAAUGUUCUCUGGGUAUGCGGACCAUCAUCAAUUUCAUUUAACAAAGGAACUUAUGUUACACCGUUAUUGGUCUUCUUAAUACAAUGGGGCUUGCAAUUCUCCCACCUAGUUGGUUUGAUCAUAUUGGGACACGUCGCCAAGAUUGAUUUCCCUAAAUACUUACCGUCAAUGUUUUUGACACUGUUGGUAGCAGUGGAUAGCCACCUGCCAGCUCCUUUCUUACACUCUACUGAAAUGAGCGCAAGAUACACACUUUACACAAUCACACUAGUGAAUGGUCUAAUAUGGGCAUACUUCGCUUGGUUUACAGUCAGUGAUAUUUGUGAUUAUCUAGGUAUAAAAUGCUUUAAAGUCUUGAAGAGAGACGAGGAGGGUAGAUGGGUUAAACCUAAAUCUUUAUAG
Molecule: messenger RNA, 1212 nt
Organism: Wallemia ichthyophaga EXF-994
Lineage: Eukaryota; Fungi; Basidiomycota; Wallemiomycetes; Wallemiales; Wallemiaceae
Product: Choline/ethanolaminephosphotransferase 1
Exons: 5
Coding region: 1-1212 (403 amino acids)
Biological process (GO): phospholipid biosynthetic process
Cellular component (GO): membrane
Molecular function (GO): phosphotransferase activity, for other substituted phosphate groups
Source: RefSeq, a predicted model, not a curated record